This is a messenger RNA of Carassius gibelio (silver crucian carp), 6632 nucleotides long. Its product is annotated as rho guanine nucleotide exchange factor TIAM2. Bases 91 to 5115 code for a protein of 1674 amino acids. Gene Ontology annotation, biological process: small GTPase-mediated signal transduction; activation of GTPase activity; positive regulation of axonogenesis. Gene Ontology annotation, molecular function: protein binding; guanyl-nucleotide exchange factor activity. The transcript is spliced from 26 exons. NCBI's taxonomy places the organism in Eukaryota, Metazoa, Chordata, Actinopteri, Cypriniformes, Cyprinidae. Gene Ontology annotation, cellular component: membrane; synapse. The record is from RefSeq and is a predicted model, not a curated record.
GUUCUGCGCGCGAGGAGAAAACGACAUGUACUUCUCCUGGAAGAUUAUGUCACAUUAAAGGAUUUUGUUGUCUAAAGAUUAUAUUGUCUAAUGACAAUAACUAAUUGCCCAAUAGUUGUCUUCAUCUCAGUCGCGAUCAGAAUGGGAAAUACAGAUAGUCAUUCUAGCAAUUUCAUCAUCCCUGGUAAGGGAAAAUCUAGCUCCUUGAAGCUGCACACCUCAAAAGAGGAGGCACUCUCCCCACAUUCUUGGUGGAGGAGCACUAAAAGCACCUCUGGAUACAAGGCCAAAAAUGGAUUUUCACCACACAAGAACAGCCAACCUUACAUCUCCCACCAUUAUGACUGCAUUAAAGGGGGAUCAAGUGACAAAGUACCUUCAGAGAGACACAAAGACUAUGACAACCUUUUAUUCCAGGGAAAUGGAUUCUUUGUAGGCUACAAACAACAGACUGGAGCCCUCCAGGCCCCAAUGAAGAGAACCAGUUCUGAGAUUAAAGACUGUAAGAGCAGUCCCAAAGUUGUUUUUCGUGAGGAUGGAAGUCUGAGGGUAGAGUUUACCAAUGCACGGAGGGAGGCGGAUGUUGUGUCUUUGGGCAGCUGUCUCAGUGGACCUGUUGAUGCUACCCAAAGGGCCAGUAAUGGGAGCUCUCUUAGCUCUGAGGGUUCAUGGUAUGAUUCGCCAUGGGGGAAUGGAACAGAAGAUCUAUGUGAUAACGUCUUCACCACCAACCAACCUUCGGACAACAGUAGUGGAUAUACCACACUCUCAUCCACACGUACUGUAGAUUUUGGAUGUUUUAAUGGAUACAAUACAGCACAAUCUGAGAAACAUAUGGACAACCCCACCUGCCAAGCCACAGUUCAUGGCAGUCAGUAUGCAAGCAGUGAUUGCAAUAGUAAUGGGUACAAUGCUAACCGAGCUGAGGAGGACAGUGGUAUUGGAGACUCUGUGCUCCUUCAUUUGGAACAUAAUGGAUUAUCUGAAAUUUACACAAAACCCAACAUGACUGUGCCAUUCCCUACCGUGGGCAUCCUAGCGUCGGAACAGCUUGAGGAGACUCCUCACCUUCAAGUCUCACUGACUGCUUCCAUGGAUGUGAACUCCCAGGAUGAGAGUCAGAAAACCCAGAAUUACACCUCACAAACCCUUCCAUGCAGAAAAGGAGUUCCUGAUGGCAAUGCAAGGAAGGACUCGCUCAAGAGUCGCAUCCGCCGCCUCAGCGAUUGGACAGGAAGUCUGAGCAGGAAGAAGCGAAGGCUGCAGGAACCAAGUACUCUGGACUUUACAGAGGUUGUCAGCUGUGGAGCUGGGGGGACACUAGAGGAAUCCAGACCAUUUUGGAAUCCCAUGUCUUCCCAAACACAGUUGGGCUGCCCUGGUUCCUCAACGGGCCCAUUUGGACAGCAGAACCAGGGUGCGGCCUUCAGGAAGAACAUCUAUGAGAACUUUAUGCAGGGCUUAGAGACUGGCAGCAGCAGUGGAACUGCUGAUGGACUCCAGGUCUGGGAGGGUGAAGGAGAAAGCAGCAGUGGCUCAAUGGGCUCCUUGGAGCAAAUGGACCUCCUGUUUGAGAAGGAGCAAGGUGUUGUACGGAGGGCUGGUUGGUUGGCUUUUAAGCCCCUCAUUAACCUCCACAAGGACCGCAAACUGGAGCUGGUAGCAAGGCGCAAGUGGAGGCAGUAUUGGGUCACGCUAAAAGGCUGUACACUUUUGUUGGGUGAAUCCAAUGGAAAGACCACCCCUGAGCAGGAAUGCUCACCACGUUAUGCAGUGCUUGCUGAGGACAGUAUUGUACAGGCAGUUCCCGAGCAUCCCAAGAAAGAGCAUGUCUUUUGCCUCAGCAAUGCCUAUGGAGAUGUCUAUCUCUUUCAGGCUGCUAAUCAAACAGACCUGGAGAACUGGGUGACGGCCAUCCAUUCUGCCAGUGCAUCACAUUUAGCUAAGCGUCAGAGGAAGGAGGACACUCUGCGUUUGCUGAAGGGCCAGAGCAGAGCUCUCCUGCAGAAGAUCGACAUGGAUGGGAAAAUGAAGAAGAUGGCAGAGCUGCAGCUGUCUGUCAUCAGCGACCAGAAGAACAGGAAGGCUAUUGAGAGCCAGAUCCUGCAAUGGGAACAGAACCUGGAAAAGUUUAAUUUAGAGCUCUUCCGCAUGCGCUGUUACCUGGCUAGCCUGCAGGGCACAGAGCUGCCCAAUCCAAAAAGCCUACUAGCCACCGCUGGACGCCCAUCUAAAAUGGUUCUAGGUCGUCUGGGAAUUUUCUCUGUCUCUUCCUUUCAUGCGCUGAUAUGCACUCGUGAUGAAGCCAUCCUGAAGAGACGGUCUCGCUCUCAUCCUCGAGGUAUGCGGAACAAACGAGGACUGCUCUUUUCUUCACAGAAGGGAUUAGACAGUCUGACCAAACGCAACCGCGAAAAGAGACAGUCCCUGUCCCAGAUUUUUGAAGGAUAUUCCUCUGGAUCGUUCGGUCAUCCAUCCACACAAAGCAGCUCAGAGUUGGAUGUCUUUACCAAAAUGCACGUGACAGCGCCUCCUGACGGUAACCAGUGGGACUGCAGUCUGGAAAGCCGGGUGUUCGUGCUCAUGCCCGACUGUCAGGUCGUCGGUGUGCCAGUCAAACAGGACUCUCUGGUUGCUGAUGUUCUCUCAUUGGCCUGCAAGGCAAAGCAGCUUGACCCAGCUCUGCACUGCCUGCACACGAGGAGACAUCUGGGACGAGAUGUGGAGAGAAGUGUUCCAGUGCCGAGAGACCAGCUGAGGACCCUGGUUUAUGAUGAACUGGAGGUUUGGCCUCUCAAUGUGUGGACCAUAAGCAUGUCCCGGCCGGACACAACCGUAGACUUUGGUUUUGCGGUCACCGGUCAUGUGGAUGGUGCCAGGAGAAGUCAUGUGUAUGUGAGCGAGGUGAAUCCUGAAGGCCUGGCGUUUACUCAAGGUCUGAAAGCUGGAGACGAGAUCUUUUCUCUUAAUGGCGUGAGUGUAGCCUCUCUUGACCUCGGCCUCAUGCAGAGCUUCUUCAGCCAACCAGAACUCCAUCUAAUCCUCAGACGUGUGGAUAACAGCACAGACGACCAAAGCUACGUCUGGCCAGACUGUGACCCCAGUGAACCUGAUCAAGCCCAACCUCCUCAGGGCGACAUCAUUCACCUGGAGCAGUGGGGCACAGGUCCAGCUCAAGAGCAUGAAUUUCCAGAGGGCUCCACGGCGCCUGCUUUGGAGGAGGUGAACGAUAAGGCAGAGCGGGGCGGAAAGGAGAGGUCAGAGGUUAUGUGUCAGGUGGUGGGACAGAACAGUGCAGGAGGAGAUAAAGAGGAAUUCUGUGCGCUCUUCCCGCUGUCAUCACUCGGCCAGACCCUCAAGGAGAUGUUGGUGGGACUGCUGGAUGAUGUGAACGUGUGUGGGAGGUGUGAGUGCAUCUCACUGAACCCAGAGACAGUGUGUAAUCUCUACCAGACGUCCCCUGAAGGCUCCGUUCUUGUGCCAGAGGGCCACAGGACCCCUUACUCCACUGAAAAUGCCCACACCAGAUCCUCCCCCCGUCACAUGUCCGUCACAGAGCGCCUGCGCAUGGUCAUUCAAGAGCUGGUGGACACGGAGAAAUCUUAUGUCAAGGACCUUGGAUCUCUGUUUGAGAUUUAUCUGAAGCCAUUACAAAGAGAAACCUUCCUUAGUCAUGAUGAGAUGGAGUCUCUGUUCGGCAGCCUGCCAGAGAUGCUGGACUUCCAGAGGGUUUUCCUACAAACCCUAGAGGAGAGGACAACUUCCUCACCAGACUACCACGCACUAGAGACUCCAGAGAAACUCAGGAAACUCCUCUUCUCCCUGGGCGGCUCUUUCUUAUACUACGCGGAUCACUUCAAGCUUUACAGCGGCUUCUGUGCCAAUCACAUUAAGGUGCAGAAAGUUCUCAAAAGAGCAAAAACAGACUGGGCAUUCAAAGAGUUCCUGGAGGCGAGGAACCCUACCAAACAGCACUCGUCCACCCUGGAGUCGUACCUCAUUAAACCCGUGCAGAGGGUUCUGAAGUACCCACUGCUGCUGAGGGAGCUGGUGUCUCUCACCGACCCCGAGAGCGACGAGCACAGCCACCUCACAGAGGCAUUAAAGGCCAUGGAGAAGGUGGCCAGUCACAUAAAUGAGAUGCAGAAGAUCUACGAGGACUACGGCACAGUGUUUGAUCUGCUAGUAGCAGAGCAGAGUGGCCCUAAGAAAGAGGUCACGGAGAUCUCUAUGGGAGAGUUCAUCAUUCACAGCUCAGCGUUCUGGCAAAACCCUCUGCCCUCUUUGGGCCGCAUGAGAAAAGACCCUGAACUCACCCUCUUCCUCUUCAAGAGUGCACUCGUUUUGGUGUAUCGGGAAAGCAAGUUAAAGAAAAGAAUGACGUCUUCACGACCCGGGGAUCUGGAUCCGUUUAAAUUCCGCUGGCUCAUUCCUGUUUCAUCCCUUCAGGUCCGACCUGGAAAUUCAGUAGGGUCAGAGAACCCCUGUGUUUGGGAGGUUGUCCACACAAAAUCUGAGUUGGAGGGACGACCAGAGAUGUCCUUUCAGCUCUGCAGCAGUAAUCUGGAGAACAAGGCUAAUGCGGUGAGGGCCAUCCGCACUCUUCUGAGAGAGAACGCCAAGCGGACGGCUCCAGCUGAGCGACCAUUCAAAGAUCGAAACUCUAACUUCACCUUCCCCAGGAGAAACCACCCAGGAGCGCUCAGAACAAACUCCUGGCAGCGGCUGCCGCCACCGUCAGAUGGCACACAAACCUUAGACUCAGAGGAGGGCAGACUGCUUGAUGGAUACGCUCACUCCGAACCUCCCCUCAGGACCUCCAGAGGCCAGGGCUCUACUCAGAGCAAGAGAUCCACAUUGUGCUCUCUGACCAGCGCUUUGGAAGCUCAACUCCAGAGACUGAACUUUGCAGAGGAGCCAGAAGGAAUGAGCAGCAGCAGUACCAGCAGCCUUCAGGGCAGUCAGGUGACUCUUCUGGACGAGACUCCAGGCCUGGACCUCAACACCCUGCUGGCCAGGGACUACAGCGUGCAGACUUUCAGUUCCGUAGUUAACGAGGAUUGUUUUUACGACACGGUCAUGGGCAUCCAGAAAGCUGCCAUCCCCACCCUGUAGAGGAAGUCGGUGCUAUAAAGAUUAAAUGCACUAAAACAUGGUUAGCGUGCCUUCAUAUGAACAGAUUUUCAAAUAUAUCUGUAUAGCACAAAAAUCUAGUGAGCUGCCAACCUGGAUGCCAUUAUACAAGAUAAUAGGUCAAUAUUGUAGUUAUGCUGCCUUCUGAGGCACCUUGCUUUGCUCAGAUUCUAAGGCAGUAUUACAUAUUCUUAUCAGAAAUGAUCUAAGAUGACAAUAAAUGAACUUAUUAAAUACUGAGAAGUUAUUUUGUUUUGAUUAUUUGAUCAGAAAUACAAUAAAAACAUUAAUAUGAUAAGAUAUUGUUAAUUUUUUAAAGAAAUGCUUUAAUAUAUUUUAAAUGAUGUAUUCCUGUGAUAGCAAAGCUGCUAAAACUUUUUCCUUUAGACAUUUCCUUUCAUCAGUGUUGAAAACAUUUGAAAAUAUCUUAAUUAUUACAAACUUUUGACUAGUAGUUUAUAAUAAAUGUUCCAUUUAACCAGGGUUCUUACAGUCUUGGUAAAACUUGGAUACUGUAUAUGAGGAUAAAAUAUUAAAAAAAUUUAAGAAAAUAUAAAGAAUCUUUAUAGACGUGAAAUUGUUUUUGGAAAUUAAUAAUAAGGAAUAAUAACAGUCCAAAAACAUUUUUUUUAUAAAGAAUAUACAUUUUGUAAGUUAUGCAAAGCUCUAAAAUAUUUUAUUGGGUCAAACUGUGAGUUAAAUUUGAAAUACUUUAUAAAUCAUGAGAAAUGGGAAAAGUCAUUAAAUAAAUAAAUCAAAUUAAUUCACUGUAUUAACUGGUUAAAAUUAGUGAGAUCUCUAAAGGACAUUCAAAUCGAAAAACAUUUGGCAAUCUGAAUCUAUUGAAUCUAUAUGAAAUUAUUUUAUAAUAAUUAUUGUCGUAAUUCUAUCUCUGGACAUUGAUCGACUGGGAAUCAGUCGCUUUCAUCUGGGUAGUCAGCUCACUAGGUUAUGUGGAUGAACAAAUGGAUGAUCAUGCCUUAAAUUCAGAGCAAAGUUUCUUUAUCCAGAGCAUCCCAUAUGUGCUGACACAUGUAUUAUUAAUACACGAGAAAAGACUGCUUCACUGUAAGUGAAAACUGUAGCUUUACUUUUCUAUUUGCUUGGAUGACAAGGGCUCUUCUCAGCUCGAGACUGAAAUAGCUUGAUUUCACUGAGCAGAGGAAGUUUUGUCUGAAUAUAGACUAUUUCGUCUAAAUUAUGCUUGUAUAUGCUUCUGACAGAACUGUUGUGUGCACUUUUGUAAUGUGUGAUUUUAAUUAUUCGAAGGCAUGUUUUACUGUAUACUCCUUAAGUUAAAAACUUAAGAAUUGAUUUUGGUUUAAGCUCAAGUAAAAUACUGUUAUUACUGUUAAGAUAUGAAUGUUGAUAUGGUCUGUUGUCAAUUUGGCUAUUGUAAUUUAUUUGUAAAAAUAUACUGUUAUGACUUAACUAAACAUACUUUGAGUAAAUGGUUUUGUUGGAAUAUUUAAUAAAGAUUGUGUUCUAUAACGUCUUGA